This is a messenger RNA of Ostrea edulis (European flat oyster), 2141 nucleotides long. RefSeq names its product universal stress protein YxiE-like. The transcript has 4 exons. The coding region runs from base 1178 to 1561 and encodes 127 amino acids. Lineage: Eukaryota; Metazoa; Mollusca; Bivalvia; Ostreida; Ostreidae. The record is from RefSeq and is a predicted model, not a curated record.
CUUCCCGAUUUUACCCUCCGGUCCCGCUUUCCCGAUCGGGAAAGCAAAAUUACCCUAAAAUCCCGAUUUGAAAUUUUUUCCGACCAAAAUUUCCGAUUUCACGAUUGAAAACGAGUUUGAAAGCGGGAUAAUCGUGAAAUCUCGUGACCAGAAUUGGAAAUCCCGCGUCAUUUCUGAACUGGCCAAUCAGAAAUCGGGACAAUAGUCAGCCAUUGCUGUUUACCUGUGUCGCAUGGUGUCGGGUUGGUCUGCCUGUGUCGGGGUGUUUAUUGGACAGUACGAAGCAUGUUUUGAUAGUAAUUAAUCGGGAAGACGGAUUUCAAAUUGACCUAUCCUUUACACAAACGUGAAUGACAACGAUGCUAGUGUCACCACCAAACAAUCGGACAUUCCGCCUCUUGCUGACAGCAUCCAAAAUUUGCAAUAAGAUGUCAUGGGUGCAAAGGUUUUGUUCGCAAACUUCAUAGCAGGGCAGAUCACUCCUUUUUUUGGUUGCAAUGCAGAUUAUUCCACCAGUCUCUGCAAGCCCAUGUUUACAGACAAGCAAGAUCGCCUUUGCAGUCGUACCUAUAUGCAUGUGCUUUAAUUUUUUGAUAUAUAGACCGACCAAUGUUUAUUGUAUGAUGUAAAAGAAUGCAACCUUAAAUAUUAUUUGAUAUUAUGUAUGUGACUUGUUGGAGAAGAUUUUUUGCUGAAUAGAUGAUUUUAAUAAAAUAUUAAUGUAUAUCUUUCAAAGUUUUUUUUAUAUAGUUAAUGGUCAAACACAUUUGAUGUUGUGUUAAUAUAUGAUACAUUAACAAUGAUUUGAUUGAUAUUUUAUUUGAAAGGACAAAUAUUUAUUUUCAUGCUAAAAUGUCGUGAAUUUUGAGCUUUGAAAAAAGGUCGUCGCGCGCUAAAUCCCCCAUGGGGAUUUUUAAAAGUUGGCAUGUAUGAACCCGCUACUCUCACUUCUGAACGCUAAGCGUUAAUAAGUUAUUCAGUUGCAUGGGUUUCUCACAGCCAAGAUAGGAACGGGGCUUGAACUCACAAUCUCCCAAAACAUAAGGCGAACGAUCUAACCACUGAAUUACCGCGACCUGUUCGCAAAGGUUUACUAAUAGACGUAAUCUAUACUGAUUGUCACUGGGUUUUAAUUUUACAUACUUAUAUAAUACCUAUCAUUAACUUUUCAGGGUACAUGGAAAAUGUCCAUAGAGCAGACGAAGACCACGCCAUUCUCCUUAACGUAACAGAUCACAGGCACAGUUUAACCCAUGGAUCUGCAUGGAUGUCGGCUGAUCCUAAGUUAGUAGAGCAUGCGAUUCAUGAAGAGGAAAAGAAAGCCAAAGAAAUGGAAAAGAAGCUCGAGAGCUACCUCAUCGAAACUGGCAUCGAGGGACAGGUUGUAAUGGUGAAAGGUGAACCGGGACCUACUGUAAUCAAGAUUGCGGAGGAAUACAAUGCUGCCUACAUUGUGACUGGAACAAGGGGUCAUGGGAAAAUUAGAAGAACUAUUUUAGGAAGUGUGAGUGACUAUGUGAUGCAUCAUUCCCCGGUUCCCGUUCUUAUCUAUAGGAACUAGUUUCCACCCUACGCACAUUUUAGAUAGGCUACAGACCCAGGUGUCAACAAAGCAGCAGAAUCAUUUGAUAUACAUGUACAUAUGUAGUUAUUGAUUGGUCUAAGAUAUGUUGUAUUAGAAACGAAUGUAUGUAUAAACUACCCACGUUUAAGCAUGCAACUAUAUUUUAAUUAACAAAGCUUCCAGAAUAUUUAUACAUUCUAUCUUUAUGAUUACUAUUUGCAAUAGCCAUUCCAAAAAAACGUACGAAGAUGUGCACUAUAAUUGCAGCCAUGAAGGAACAAAGUGCGCCUGGUUUGGUCAAUCUACCGAUAAGCGAAGAUAUUCCAUUUAAUGCUUUUAUAAGUAUUCGCUGUAAUUCAUGUGCGUGCAUGGAGGUGUGUUGUGUGCUUAUGAUUUAACUCUUUCUUAACAAUCUUUUAUGAUCUCUUUACGGAUGCUGUGUUGCUUAAUAAUAAUUUUCCAUAUACUUGUAAUUGCCCCUGCAUCUAAUAUACAUACAACAUCUGUCCAUCUAUAUGAUAAGUUUAUACAAAUUAUGUUGAAUAGUAUUGUAGUUGUAAUAAAGGAAGAAUACAAC